AUGAGUCGCAAAAAGAUGAUUAGGAAACCAGCCGCUUCCCGUAGUAGGAAUAUGACUUACCCUUUUGAUUGUGUGCAGAUGGCUAAUCGCGGGACAGGUGAUGAUGGACGAGGUCGGAUAUGGGGAGAGGGUAUGGAUUGGACAUGCGGAGGAUUGGGUUACAGAUCAGAUCAGGAGGAUGGAAAUGGCAUCAGUGAGAUGUUUGGACACGAUAGGACCCCUCUGCAGAGAACAAGAUCUUUUCCUGUGUACGGUAACAGGACUAGAGUGAGGGAAGACAGUUUGGCGAGUAUUGGCCCAAGUCGUAAUUGGGACCGGAGACAUCAACAUGAUCAAUCCGUUCAAUCACACCCAAGGCCAGAUCAGAACCGUGCCACUGAAGGACCACAAGAUCAAGGAGCGGAAAACACCUUGAAGCUUUUACAUGACGUGAUGACCGAGGCACUUGGUAACCAAGGCAGGCGUACUCAACCCCCUGAAGUUUCCAAGCUAUUAUCUACCAUGAAGAACAUUGGAUCCUACAAGUUCAAAGGAGGAUCCGAUCCUAUUGAAGCCGGCAAGUGGAUUACUAUGAUGGAGAAGAACUUUGAGGCUAUGGAGUGUCCGGAGGAGUAUCAGAAGAAGAUCGCGGUGUACUAUUUGGAAGGCGACGCAACAGGAUGGUGGGACAGUAUAGACAGGCAGCGUGGACACACCAUCACAUCAUGGGAAUCGUUCAAGGGAGAGUUUGAGAGGAAAUAUUUUCCUCCAGAAGCAAAGCAUCGGUUGGAGCGCCAAUUCAUGAACCUUGUUCAAGGAGAUAGGCCAGUGAGGAGUUACGAAUCUGAGUUCACAAGGUUGAGGCGACAUGUUUUUGAUGGGCGUGAAGAUGAAGCAACUAUGAUCCGUAACUUUAUGUACGGAUUGAAGCCGGAGCUUGGAAGUCGUUUAGCUGGAAGCAACUUUAGCAGCUUAUCGGAUCUGGUAGAAAAGGCUGUUAAUGUUGAGACUGUAUUGGAGGCUGAAAGGAAGACCUUACCACAUUCUGGUGGACACACCAAGUUUAGCCAAGGAGAAAGGCCAAAUUUCAACAAGGGUCCAAGAUCUUACAAAGAAAAGGGCGAGGACUUGGAGGCCAAGCCAACAAUCGUGCGGAAUAACCCAUGGAGUAACCAGCAGGGUUAUUCAUCGCUGAGGAUGGAAGAUGUUACUUGUUUCUUCUGUGGAAGGAAGGGCCAUUAUGCAUCGUCAUGUCCAAACAAGCCAAUCCCUGCGACCCCUCUCGCGAUCCGAGCUCCUCCUAGCCGUCCAGCUAUUGAGCCAGCACCAAAGAAACAAAACCUAGGAGGUAGAGUUUAUGCCUUAGGGGUAGAAAACCCAGACAAUGCAGGACCGUCAAGCGGUCCCAUCACAGGAACCAUACAUGUUGCUGGUAAACCCACACAUGUAUUGUUCGACUCGGGGGCAACACAUAGUUUUGUGACCCCUGAAGUAGCUGCCCGGUUUUGGGAUUGUUUUGUGGUUGACAGGAUAAACGUGGCCGUCUUGACCCCCGCAGACCGAACCCUUCAAGCAGAUCAGUGUAUCAAGAAUGUUCCAUUGGUCAUUCAAGGCAAAGAGUUUGUGGCAGAUUUGUUAGUCGUGCCUUUGAAAGGGUACGAAGUAAUCCUUGGAAUGGAUUGGUUAUCGGGCUACAGAGUUCAGAUCGACUGUGGAAAAGGAAGGUUGUUGUUUGGCAGAGGCAAACGACCAGAGAUGGUGUACUAUGGAAUCAGUCCUAGUAUGACCGUGUCUUUGGUAGCAGCAAUGAGAGUACAAGAUGUGUUUCAAGAUGGGGAAGUAUAUUUGGUGACCUUAUCGGUUAGUGGAGGAGCCACUAAUGAUGAAGUUAAGGUCGAAGACAUAGAAGUGGUCCAAGAGUUCGAGGAUAUCUUUGCACCACUAAAGGAAUUACCUCCACCUCGGAGUAAUCCCUUUACGAUCAAUUUGGAGCCUGAAGCAAAACCUAUAGCUAAGGCACCAUAUCGGAUGGCACCUGCGGAGUUGGCUGAACUAAAGAAGCAAUUGGAAGAUCUAUUGGAAAAGGGAUUCAUUCGGUCGAGCUCUUCACCUUGGGGAGCUCCUGUGCUAUUUGUGAAGAAAAAGGACGGAAGCAUGAGGUUGUGUAUCGAUUAUCGUGGUAUCAACAACAUCACGAUAAAAGAUAAGUAUCCUCUUCCGAGGAUAGACGAGUUGUUAGACCAACUAAAGGGAGCUAGUUGGUUUUCGAAGAUUGAUUUGGCAUCAGGGUAUCACCAAAUUCCUAUUGCCAAGUCAGACAUUAUGAAGACGGCGUUUCGGACGAGGUAUGGGCAGUACGAGUUUGUAGUUAUGCCCUUUGGUCUCACGAACGCACCUGCGGCUUUCAUGCGUUUGAUGAAUGAAGUGUUUCACGACUAUCUCGACAAGUUCGUGAUCAUUUUCAUUGAUGACAUCCUGGUGUACUCGAGAAGUAAGGAGGAGCACAAAGAGCAUCUGAGACUGGUUAUGGAAAGGUUACGGAAUCAGAAGCUAUUUGCCAAGUUCAGCAAGUGCUCGUUUUGGAAGAGAGAGAUAGGAUUUCUGGGUCACAUAGUAUCAGGAGAGGGCGUUGCUGCUGAUCCAGAAAAGGUCCAAGCCAUACGGGAAUGGCCUCGACCUACCACUGUGACGGAAGUAAGGAGUUUUCUCGGACUUGCGGGCUAUUAUCGGAAGUUUGUUAAGGACUUUUCCUCCAUUGCAAAGCCUUUAACUAAACUUACCGGUAAAGGAGUUCCUUUCUUAUGGGUGGAAGAAACCGAGAAGGCUUUCAAGAAGUUGAAGGAAGCUCUCACGACCGCACCUGUGUUAGCUUUGCCCGAGCAAGGUAAACCUUACACGGUUUACACGGAUGCUUCACGAGUUGGGUUAGGUUGUGUUCUUAUGCAAGAUGGGCGAGUCAUCGCGUAUGCCUCACGACAACUACGGAAGCAUGAGGAUAACUACAGUACACAUGACUUGGAGUUAGCGGCUGUAGUGUUCGCUUUGCGAAUUUGGAGAUCUUACUUGUAUGGAGAAGAAGUAGAGGUAUACACGGACCAUCAAAGUCUUAAAUACCUCUUCACUCAGCCAGAUCUCAACCUGCGCCAGCGUAGGUGGAUGGAGUUUGUGGCAGACUACGAUAUAAGGAUUCGCUACCAUCCUGGUAAAGCGAAUGUUGUUGCGGACGCCUUAAGUCGAAGAAAGUUGGACGCAGAUUUGCAGAAAGAAGUGGAGCUAUUGAACCAAGAGUUGAAACAAGUGAAGUUGGUCGUUUUGGAAGGGCAAGCGAGCGAGCCAUUGGGACUUCAAGCGGUGAAUCAGGCCAGCUUGAUUCAGAGAAUUCGAGAAGAACAAAUUAAGGAUGAGAAGCUACUGAAGAUUGCUGAAGAACUCAAAGGACAAGCCGGGCCAAAUAAUGCUGGAUACUACUUGGCGGAGGAUGGAACCUUGCUAAUUAAUGGGAGGAUCACGGUUCCUAAAGGACAAGGGCUGAGAGAUGAGAUACUAAGGAUUGCACACCAUUCUUUACUUAGUAUCCAUCCUGGAAGUUCAAAAUGUACCGAGACAUAA
Messenger RNA from Brassica napus (rape), 3588 nucleotides. RefSeq lists its product as uncharacterized. Bases 1 to 3588 code for a protein of 1195 amino acids. The record is from RefSeq and is a predicted model, not a curated record. The transcript is spliced from 3 exons. Gene Ontology annotation, biological process: proteolysis. Gene Ontology annotation, molecular function: zinc ion binding; nucleic acid binding; aspartic-type endopeptidase activity. NCBI's taxonomy places the organism in Eukaryota, Viridiplantae, Streptophyta, Magnoliopsida, Brassicales, Brassicaceae.